CGACCGGACGAGGGGCUGAAUGUUUGUCUUUAGUGGAGGGGACGUAGGGGUCAGUGAGCACGUCAUCAAAAUUGGUUUCUCGUAGUCUUCACUUCAGUUCUCGAGGGUCCCCUGGGGCCGACUUGUUGAGGCCUGCGAUUCCUCUCCCCGCUUCUGACCCGGAGCCCGGGCUCAGCCCUCACCUCCGCGCCUGCCGGCCGGUGAAGGGACGGCAAGCAGGAUGGAGUUCAAGCUGGAGGCGCACCGCAUCGUCAGCAUCUCGCUGGGCAAGAUCUACAACUCGCGGGUCCAGCGGGGUGGCAUCAAGCUGCACAAGAACCUGCUGGUCUCACUGGUGCUUCGCAGCGCCCGCCAGGUCUACCUGAGCGACCCGUGCCCUGGUCUCUACCUGGCUGGUCCCUCUGGGAGCCCACUGCAGCUGCCGUGUGGCCCCUCCGGCUGCCCCGCGGCCGGCUCGACCCCUGUGAAGAAGCCGCGCCGGGAUCUGGAGGAGCAGCCCGGCAGGGCGGAGGAAGAGGAGGAGAUGGAGACCGGGAACGUGGCUAACCUCAUUAGCAUCUUCGGUUCCAGCUUCUCAGGACUCUUACGGAAAAGCCCCGGGGGCGGCCGGGAGGAAGCUGAGGCAGAGCCGAGAGGUCCGGAAGCCGCGGAGCCCGGGCAGAUCUGCUGCGAUAAGGCGGUGCUGAGAGACAUGAGCCCUUGGAGCACAGCCAUCGUGGCCUUCUGAGCUCGGCCGCGUGGGGGCUGGAGGCUGAGCAGCGGGCGUCCCGACGCGAGGGCCGGGCUUUCGCCGGCC
Molecule: messenger RNA, 796 nt
Organism: Miniopterus natalensis
Lineage: Eukaryota; Metazoa; Chordata; Mammalia; Chiroptera; Miniopteridae
Source: RefSeq, a predicted model, not a curated record